GCAAACUGGGCGUUGUGCAGCCAGUGAGAAGUAUUAAUACCUGGAUAUCGUAACUGUAAAACCAUGUAAUAUUACUAUACCUGUACUGAAACUCACAUGUAUCGCCUAGUCCAGAUUUGGGUCAGAGUGACUUCACAGCCCGAACAUUCGAACAUAAGCUCCGUUGUGCUGCUUUUAUCUUGCUUCUGAUUCCUGUUUUCAUCUUUCCUCCUCCUCUCCCCUCCCUCCCUCCCAAUCCAAUCUUCUAUCUCUAAUCCCCCCUUCUUUUCUGUCUCACGGCCCUCGUCGAGUUGCCUGCUUUGCCUCGACGUUGGAUGUGCUUCGACGUUUAGCAAGAUAGUUCAGUGUGCUUACAGAGCAAGCUGCCAUCAUGAUCACAACCCGGAUUGGCCGCCUAAGUGCGCUGGCCUCUAAAUCCCGCGCCAUUUUGGGCGCGCGGAGUAUGGCCACCGUCAACGAUUCUCCUCUUGACAAAAAGGUCGAGAUGUGCAAUCAUGAGAAGGGUAACUACAUCAACUACAAGAAAAUGGCAGAGAACCUCGACAUUGUUCGAAAACGCCUGAACCGCCCAUUAACAUAUGCUGAGAAGAUUAUGUACUCUCACCUUGACGACCCCCAUGGACAAGAAAUCCAGCGCGGCAAGUCUUACCUAAAACUGCGACCGGACCGUGUUGCCUGUCAGGAUGCCACUGCCCAGAUGGCUAUCUUGCAGUUCAUGUCCGCUGGCAUGCCUUCAGUUGCUACCCCUACAACUGUCCACUGCGACCACUUGAUUGAAGCUCAGCUUGGUGGCGAGAAGGAUCUUGCCAGAGCUAAUGAGAUCAACAAGGAGGUCUACGACUUCCUUGCAUCUUCUUGCGCAAAGUACAAUAUUGGAUUCUGGAAACCCGGAUCCGGUAUUAUCCAUCAAAUCCUUCUGGAAAACUACGCUUUCCCCGGAGGUCUGAUGAUCGGCACUGACUCCCAUACCCCCAACGGUGGUGGUCUUGGUAUGGCUGCCAUUGGUGUUGGAGGUGCUGACGCUGUCGAUGUUAUGGCCGGUCUUCCCUGGGAAUUGAAGGCCCCUAAUGUUAUCGGUGUCAGACUAACCGGUGAAUUGUCCGGAUGGACCGCUCCCAAAGAUAUCAUCCUGAAGGUCGCCGGUAUUCUCACUGUCAAAGGCGGCACUGGCGCUAUUAUCGAGUAUCACGGACCAGGCGUUGACUCUCUCUCUUGCACGGGCAUGGGCACCAUCUGUAACAUGGGUGCUGAAAUCGGUGCUACCACUUCCGUUUUCCCCUUCAACGACCGCAUGUAUGAUUACUUGAAGGCCACCAAACGCCAGCCUAUCGGCGACUUUGCGAGAUCCUAUGCUCACAGCCUCCGUGAGGAUGAGGGUGCUGAAUACGACCAAUUGAUCGAGAUCAACUUGUCUGAACUCGAGCCUCAUAUCAACGGCCCCUUCACCCCCGACUUGGCAACCCCUAUCUCCAAGUUUAAGGAUGCUGUCAAAGAGCACGGCUGGCCCGAAGAACUCAAAGUCGGUUUGAUCGGCUCCUGCACUAACUCCUCCUAUGAGGAUAUGUCUCGAGCUGCUUCCAUCGCGCGGGAUGCCCUGGACCAUGGUAUCAAGGCCAAGUCCCUCUUCACUGUUACUCCCGGUUCGGAACAGAUCCGUGCAACCAUUGAGCGUGACGGCCAGCUGCAGACCCUCGAGGAAUUCGGCGGUGUUAUCCUUGCCAAUGCCUGUGGCCCUUGCAUUGGACAGUGGGACCGUAGGGACGUUAAGAAGGGUGAGGCCAACUCUAUUGUCUCGUCCUACAACCGUAACUUCACUGGACGCAAUGAUGCCAACCCUGCCACCCAUGCUUUCGUCACUUCCCCGGACCUCGUUGUUGCCAUGACCAUUGCCGGAACCCUCAACUUCAACCCCUUGACCGAUACUCUCAAGGGCAAGGAUGGCAAGGAGUUCAAGCUUAAGGCACCAACUGGUGCUGGUCUCCCAUCUCGCGGAUAUGACCCUGGUCGCGACACAUAUCAAGCACCACCAAAGGAUCGAUCUGCCAUUUCCGUCGCUGUUUCCCCUACUAGCGACCGCCUCCAGAUCCUGGAAGCGUUCAAGCCAUGGAAUGGACAGGACGCUGUUGGAAUUCCCAUUCUGAUCAAAGCCCAAGGCAAAACCACCACUGACCACAUUUCCAUGGCCGGCCCCUGGUUGAAAUACCGUGGCCAUCUUGACAACAUCUCCAACAACAUGUUGAUUGGUGCUAUCAACGCUGAGAACGGAGAGGCCAACAAGGUCAAGAACUUCAAGACCGGCGAAUACGGCCCUGUCCCCGCCACUGCCCGUGACUACAAGGCUCAAGGAAUCCCGUGGGUUGUCAUCGGUGACUGGAACUACGGCGAGGGAAGCUCCCGAGAACACGCUGCUCUCGAGCCCAGACAUCUUGGAGGCCUCGCCAUCAUCACCCGAAGCUUCGCCCGUAUUCAUGAAACCAACUUGAAGAAGCAGGGUAUGCUUCCCCUCACCUUCUCCGACCCAGCCGAUUACGACAGGAUCAAGCCCGAUGACAUCGUUGACCUGAUGUGCACCGAGCUCGCUGUUGGCAAGCCCAUGACCCUCCGUGUCCACCCCAAGAACGGCAAGAGCUUCGACGUCUCACUAUCCCACACCUUCAACGAGUCCCAGAUCGAAUGGUUCAAGGAUGGAAGCGCCCUGAACACCAUGGCUAAGCAUCGUGCUUAGAAAGAUAAAUCCUUGGCUACAUUCAUUUCCGACUAUUCAUAAAAAAAUAUAAAUUGCAGGGCAUUUGAAGAAAAGUUGGGAGUGUAGGUAUUUACAGUGUCUUCGUCUCUUGUUUAUGUAUGAAUACGUCUCAUAUAUUUUGCUUUUGCUCUAUAUAUAACGCUUGAAAGGAACGGGUAAAAUCUUGGGCAGGGAAAGGUUUAGGUAGGGAGUAGUUGGCGUGGAGUAUAGGGCGAUGGAGUCUUACGAGCCUAGGGAGAAUAUAUAUUUCUAUAUUCGCGGGAGAAAAGCUGGGAACCUGGGCGAAAACGCUAUUGCAUUGUGGAGAAGAGGGCAGUAGAGUCAUCACCCAUCGACAUCGCACCACAAACCGCAACACGCUGGAUUCAAUUUUAAUGGGUCUAACCCUGGACGACCUACUCCCCCUCUCACGUUCCUACAUCGCAAACGCGUCAAAUAUUUUACAUGCACAAUGUGUCAGCGCAGGUCUGUCCAUCCAGAAUCUAUCUAAGCCAAACGAAAAGGCUAGGAGGGUUGAUCUGAACACAUCGCAAAUAUCGGAGUUGGGUCCGCGGUUGGGAACCAAAAAAAGAAACCGUUGAACCUGCCUCCCUAUCUUCAUAUUUUCGUUUUCAUGGUUUCUGCGUUUUCCCCUCCUCUCCUCGCAUUUCUUUUUUCAAACCUUUCCUCUUCCCCAACUCUCCCUCCUGUACUGUACCGAUCCAAAAUUUCGCCAACCUUCACGCGUUUGGGGUUAUUUUCUUUAUGUUUAUCCAUUUUUUUCACCCCUAGUUUAUCUUUAUGCACUAUUCCUCUACUUGUCUCAUUUUGUUUCUCAUUGGUUUGUCUCAAGAAAUGUGAUGAAAAUUAACUCAAAUUUUACUGUUCUUUCUCUUCUUCCUUUUUAUCUCUUUCGUUUCUUCUUGUCUAUGUUUACCGUGUUUCUCGUUUGUUUCUUCUUUAUAUAUAUAUAUAUACGUAACUACAGUACAUAUGUUAGUUAUAUGGAUUUCUUCCAUUAUAUAUAUGUUCUCUCCCAUAUAUAGUUUAUGUAUUUGCUUCCUUCCUACGUCCUCUACAUUUUCAUCGGGAAACAGUCGCAACGUCCAUCCACUGUCAAAACAUUCAAGAUUCUACGAAACAAAUGUAAAUCGAUCCUUGCACCUGCAGUCAUGUCUGAACGUUGGAAAAAAAGGGAAUUGCAGGAUACAGAAGAUCUUUAUAAAUCCAGGCAGGAAAUUUCAAACAACUAAAAUCC
Blastomyces gilchristii SLH14081 is the source of this 3983-nucleotide messenger RNA. Its product is annotated as aconitate hydratase, mitochondrial. The transcript is spliced from 8 exons. Bases 371 to 2725 code for a protein of 784 amino acids. NCBI's taxonomy places the organism in Eukaryota, Fungi, Ascomycota, Eurotiomycetes, Onygenales, Ajellomycetaceae. The record is from RefSeq and is a predicted model, not a curated record. Gene Ontology annotation, biological process: tricarboxylic acid cycle. Gene Ontology annotation, molecular function: 4 iron, 4 sulfur cluster binding; aconitate hydratase activity. Gene Ontology annotation, cellular component: mitochondrion; cytosol.